AUGGCAACAACCGGCUCGAGCGACGUUUACGACACAAUCCUCAGGUUUGGAGACUACUACCAAAGGAGAUACUUUCUUGAGACGAAUGCAAUGAGAACAGCGCACAAGACGCUGAGUCCGGAAGACGUUGCUUAUUAUGAGCGAAUCCUCAACCAGGCAGACCUCUCUAAGGUCUUUGAAGACCAGCUGAACCGUGACACCGGCUUUUAUUGCAGCGUGAUGAAUCAGAUUCAGUCCAUCUUGCGAGUCUGGGAUGCAGUUCUUAGGGAGAAAAUCCGCUUUGACGCAGAAGGCUGGCCGUCGACUAACAGACAAUUCAUCGAGUCGUUUCUUUUAUGUCUACGCACUGUCCCCGGCCAAAUGAGGAUUGGCUAUCUCGGGCCGUCUGGAGACCAUACUACGGGCGCAUACAGUUAUCCAGAGGGACUCCCGAUAAUUCUCAGCGAAGAGGAGCCACCCCACGAAAGGGACAGCCAGACAUUAUCCCAGUCUAGCAGCGCUAUGUCAUUCGGGGAACUUACUGGGGUGAACUUUCCUGCCGCGGUUACUGAAACAGGGCCAUUUGACAAGAUAGAGGGUCAAGGUCUCCAAGGCUCACCUAGUGACACGGCUUAUGAUGCUCGCACUCUCCGCCCGAGGGCCAGAGAUCACGAGGUUAUUUCCGUUUCGAGCGACGACGGCGACGACAGUGACGAAAGCUUUCGUCUUGUUUACGGUACCCCAGUCCCCCUACCCCAAGAGAACCAGUCCAGCAACUACACCUGGGACGGAAAUAUGGCCACACUGGAUCCGAGUGAGCUGCUGUUUGGGGAUCUCGACUACCCGAUUGGCGAUCUAGGAGUAGAGGAGAUUUUCGAUUCCGGUUCCCCUGCUCAAAUGCCCUCCCUGGAGGCCAAUGAUCCUUGGUCAGGGUCCUCUGGUGUGGAUAUAAGCGAUACACAGCCACUGCUAGGCACCAUGCCACAGGAGGAGGGGGAUGGAAAACGACGGUCUAAAAGACUGCGACUUUCCAAGCCAGGGCUUCUAGUUCCAAAAAAGCGCAAAUUUUCAGAGCUCGAGAGUCUCGAAGAACGCCGCAAAGCAACACCUUAUGCAGAGCAUCGGUGUAUGGCUAAGGGGCGGGCCCGUCGCCAGCAAAAGACCGCCUCUCCUAAAUAA
Anthostomella pinea is the source of this 1158-nucleotide messenger RNA. NCBI's taxonomy places the organism in Eukaryota, Fungi, Ascomycota, Sordariomycetes, Xylariales, Xylariaceae. The record is from the annotation of a GenBank genome assembly.